AGAAAGUGAGGAAACAACAGUCCUGACAUCAUGUCAACGAUGUUAGGGAUGUCUACUGCAGUUAGCAUGCUAACAAGCUAGCACUGGCCCGUCCUGUCUCCUGAUAUCACUUUGUACUGUCCACAAUUUAUAGCACCCAUCCUUCAGACAGCACCUGGGAAAGACGCCUCAUCGCGGAUCAGAGGUCACAUUGAACACUGUGAACACGAGCAGGUUCAUCAAAGUCAGUCUGAGCGAUAAUGAUAGCGGAGUUCUCUGCCAUGCUCCAUGGGAUCACUAUCAGAUGUCACGCCGACUUCUCCCGUAAUGACUCUUUGUCCAAGUGCGAAAUUGGCUUGCUCCUUUGACAUCCUAACACAGCACCGUGGCAUUACAGCUCCAAAGACUUGCCAACAGAAUGGUGGGAGCGAGGACUUGGCAGAUCCACGCUCGCCCAGUCUAGACCCUCACCUGAGCCACGUCGGCCAAGGUGGCAGCAUAGACAGCGACUGUGUCUUCGAGGGAGACUACGCUGUGCCCCCGCUCUCCAUGACCGAGGGCAUGCAGCACAUUCGCAUAAUGGAGGGCGUGUCACGCUCGCUGCCCUCCUCCCCGCUGCUCACCCACCAGACCAUCAGUGUCAGGCUGCAGCCGGUGAAGAAGCUCACAGCCCCUCUGCGGAAAGCAAAGUUUGUGGAGAGCCCUCGCAUUCCACAAUCAGAGCUUGGCUCCCCUACACACACCUCCACCACUGCCAAGAAUCCAGACCUGGACACAUACUGCCCUGGGGAGUCAAGCCAGGAGCUGGGCCCCCCUCCAUCGGUGGAUGAGGCAGCCAACACAUUGAUGACGCGCCUGGGUUUCCUUCUGGGAGACAAAGUGAGCGAGGGGCCGGCCGGUACCCAGUACAGCAUGGAGGAACCCGAGGCGAGACAGGGCCAGAACCAGAGGAUCAGCCCGUGCUCCACCCUGACCAGCAGCACUGCCUCACCCCCUGCAGGCAGCCCCUGCUCCACCCUCCCCCCUGCCAUGCCUGGCCAGGCUGGCAACAAGGACUGCGCCUACGGUUCUGUCACCAGUCCCACCUCGACCCUGGAGAGCAGGGACAGCGGGAUUAUUGCCACACUGACCAGCUAUUCAGAGAACAUGGAGCGAGGAGGCAAAUACGGCGAGGGCUCCCGGGGAAACCUGAAACUGUGGCAGUCCCAGAAAUCAGGCAUGGACUCUUUCCUGUACAGGGUGGAUGAAAACAUGACCGCCUCAACCUACAGCCUCAACAAAAUCCCUGAGCGCAACCUGGAGAGCAUGUCUUCCCACUCCGCCCACUCCAUCCCUCUGUACCUCAUGCCCCGCCCUAACUCUGUGGCUGCUACCAGUUCAGCUCACCUGGAGGACCUGGCAUACCUGGAUGAGCAGAGACACACUCCAUUACGCACCUCGCUGCGCAUGCCAAGACAGAGCACCACCUGCGGGCCGGGUCGCUCCGGGCAGGACCUGAGAGCUUCCGCUAAUAACACCCAUGCCUGGCAAUCCCAGUCACUGCGUUUUGCACCCUAUCGGCCUCAAGACAUCGCACUCAAGCCUUUGCUGUUCGAGGUGCCCAGCAUCACCAUGGACUCUGUCUUCACGGGCCGCGAGUGGCUCUUCCAGGAGAUCGACGCCCACCUCAACAGCCCCAACGCCAGCACCAACCGCGGCGUGGCCGUAGUAGGCAACAUCGGUUUCGGCAAGACGGCGAUCAUCUCCCGCCUGGUGGCGCUCAGCUGCCACGGCACCCGCAUGAGGCAGAUCGCCUCCGACAGCCCUCAGGCUUCACCCAAACAUGGAGAGGGGCUCCCUCUCACCCAGCCCCAGCCCACUCACGGCACCCUGGGAGGAGGCAGCUGUCCCGGCACCCCUGAGAUGAGGCGGCGUCAGGAAGAAGCCAUGAGGAGGCUGGCGUCUCAGGUGGUGGCGUACCACUACUGCCAGGCAGAUAACGCCUACACCUGCCUGGUGCCGGAGUUUGUGCACAACGUGGCGGCCCUGCUGUGCCGCUCGCCGCACCUCGUUGCCUACAGGGAGCAGCUGCUGAGGGAGCCACACCUACAGAGCAUCCUGAGUCUGCGCUCCUGCGUCCAGGACCCCCUGGCCUCCUUCAGGAGGGGCGUGCUGGAGCCCCUGGAUGCACUUUACAAAGAGAGGAAGAUCAACUCCGAGGAGGACCUCAUCGUCCUCAUCGACGGUCUGAAUGAGGCAGAGUUCCACAAGCCGGACUACGGAGACACUAUCGUGUCCUUCCUCACCAAAACCAUCAACAAGUUCCCUCCGUGGCUCAAACUGGUGGUCACAGUCAGAACCACGUUACAGGAGAUCACCAACGCGCUGCCGUUCCAUCGCAUCUCUCUGGACGGCCUGGAGGAGAACGACGCCAUAGACCAGGACCUGCAGGGCUACAUCCUGCACCGCAUCCACAGCAGCCCGGAGAUCCAGAACAACAUCUCGCUCAACGGCAAGAUGGACAACACCACCUUCGGCAAGCUCAGCGCCCACCUCAAGGCCCUGAGCCAGGGCUCCUACCUGUACCUCAAGCUCACCUUUGACCUCAUCGAGAAGGGCUACCUUGUUCUCAAAAGCUCCAGUUAUAAGGUGGUUCCAGUCAACCUGGCGGAGGUGUAUCUGCUGCAGUGCAACAUGCGCUUCCCCACGCAGUCGUCGUUCGAGCGGGCGCUCCCUCUGCUCAAUGUGGCCGUGGCCUCGCUUCAUCCGCUGACUGAUGAGCAGAUUUAUCAGGCCAUCAACGCUGGUUCGCUGCAGGGCACACUGGACUGGGAGGAUUUCCAGCAGCGUGUAGACAACCUGUCAGUCUUCCUGGUGAAGAGGAGGGACGGCACCAGGAUGUUCGUCCACCCGUCCUUCAGGGAGUGGCUGAUCUGGAGAGAAGAAGGAGAGAAGACGAAGUUCCUCUGCGACCCGAGGAGCGGUCACACGCUACUGGCCUUCUGGUUCUCUCGCCAGGAGAACAAGCUGAACAGGCAGCAGACGAUUGAGCUGGGCCAUCACAUCCUCAAAGCACAUAUCUUCAAGGGUCUCAGCAAGAAAGUCGGGGUUUCCUCAUCCAUCUUGCAAGGCCUGUGGGUAUCCUACAGCACAGAGGGCCUUUCUGCUGCACUUUCUUCACUCCGAAACCUCUACACUCCCAACAUCAAGGUGAGCCGGCUGCUGAUGCUGGGCGGUGCAAAUGUCAACUACCGUACGGAGGUGUUGAACAACGCCCCCGUCCUGUGCGUCCACUCCCACCUGGGCUACAUGGACAUGGUGGCUCUGCUGCUCGAGUUCGGCGCCUCCGUCGACGCCCAGUCCGAGAGCGGCCUCACGCCACUGGGCUACGCUGCUGCCGGGGGACACAUGGCCAUCGUGACUGCACUUUGCCGCAAGAGAGCAAAGGUGGACCAUCUGGAUAAGAACAGCCAGUGCGCCCUGGUCCAUGCGGCCCUGAGGGGCCACAUGGAGGUGGUGAAGUUCCUCAUCCAGUGCGACUGGAGCCUGGGGCCGCAGCAGCAGCAGUCACCACAAACACAACAGCAGGCGUCCUUCACCAAGAGCCACGCCGUCCAGCAGGCGCUCAUCGCCGCAGCCAGUAUGGGAUACACGGAGAUCGUGUCCUACCUGCUGGACCUGCCGGAGAAAGACGAAGAGGAGGUGGAGCGGGCUCAGAUCAAUAACUUCGACACCCUGUGGGGGGAGACAGCUCUGACUGCAGCGUCCGGUCGGGGGAAGCUGGAGGUGUGUCGUCUGUUGCUGGAACAGGGCGCGGCCGUGGCCCAGCCCAACAGGAGAGGCAUCGUCCCGCUGUUCAGCGCCGUCCGACAGGGACACUGGCAGAUCGUGGACCUGCUCCUCACACACGGCGCAGAUGUCAACCUGGCUGACAAGCAGGGUCGUACUCCUCUAAUGAUGGCCGCCUCAGAGGGACACCUGGGGACUGUUGAGUUUUUACUGGCUCAAGGAGCCUCUCUGUCUCUGAUGGAUAAGGAGGGUCUGACCGCCCUGAGCUGGGCUUGUCUGAAAGGACACUUACCUGUCGUCCGCUGCCUGGUGGAGAGCGGAGCCGCCACCGACCACGCAGACAAGAACGGACGCACGCCACUCGACCUGGCGGCCUUCUACGGCGACUCUGAGGUGGUCCAGUUCUUGGUCGACCACGGGGCCAUGAUAGAGCACGUAGACUACAGCGGGAUGCGUCCUCUCGACAGGGCGGUGGGCUGCAGAAACACGUCGGUGGUGGUCGCCCUGCUCAAGAAAGGAGCCAAGAUAGGUCCAGCCACAUGGGCCAUGGCCACCUCCAAACCCGACAUCAUGAUCAUCUUACUCAGCAAACUCAUCGAGGAGGGGGACAGCUUCUACAAGAAGGGGAAGGUGAAGGAGGCAGCGCAGCGUUAUCAGUACGCCCUCAAAAAGUUUCCACGCGAAGGCUUCAGCGAGGACCUCAAGACAUUCAGGGAACUCAAAGUAUCGCUCUUCCUCAACCUGUCCCGAUGUCGGAGGAAAACAAACGACUUUGGGAUGGCUGAGGAAUUUGCUACGAAGGCACUCGAGCUGAAACCAAAAUCAUAUGAGGCAUACUAUGCCAGGGCGCGUGCUAAGCGUAGCAGCAGACAAUUUCCUGAAGCCUUAGAGGACCUGAAUGAAGCCAUAAAGCAGUGCCCCAACAACCGAGAGAUCCAGCGGCUGCUCCAGAGGGUUGAGGAGGAGUGUCACCAGCUCAACGAGGAGGAGCACCAGCAGCAGGACCUGGAGCUGGAGCCGCCUCCUUCCCCUCCUCCUACGCCUCCCCCAGAAGAGGAGGAGUCCCUGUCCUUGUCCAUGCCUCUUCCCCCUCCCCCUGAGCCCCGUCUGGAGGACAUGGAACCCGUCCAGGACCUGUUCGAGGAUGAGGACUACCUGGAGCAGGAGCUGGAGGCCAUGUCUGUGGGUCUGCCCCCACCUGAGUCUCACGCCAACCCCUCCAGCCUUCCCAUCAUCCAGAGCCCGCCGCUGUCCCCCACACAUCCAGAUCAGAUCUACUUAUCUGGAGGUUCGCCCUUGGGCCAGCCCUACGAAUACCACCCCACCUCGUCCUCCAUGUCCUCUCCAACACGUGGGUCGUACCAGCCCACGUCGCCCUCCCUCUCCCCGACACAUCAGAACUCACACUACCGACACAGCCCGCCUCAUACUUCCCCGGUGCACCAGCAGUCCUACGGCUUCAGCCCGCCUUCUAUGGGUGCUGGGGAUCACCAGAGCCCUCCGCCUUCCCCUUUACGUCGGGCUGCUCAGUACAGAGCCAGUCCACCAGUAGAGAGCGUUUGUCUGUACAGGUCCCAGUCCGGGUCGCCUGUGCGCUACCAGACAGAGCAGCUCCCCGGCCGACCCAAAUCUCCCCUCUCUAAGAUGAGCAGCCAGCGUUCGUUCCAGCUGAGCUCGCAGCCCUCUCUGUCCUCCCAGCACCACCAAGCCCAAGGCCUUCGUCUUCAGCCUUCUAUAGCUCAAAUAGUGCGCACAAACCAGCCCAGCAAUGUGAUGGGCAACAGCCUGUACAGCGGUCAGAUGGGCCACUCCAUGGGUGGUCGCUACCAAGGAGGCUCAGUGGACGUGGAAAGCCGGCUGGUGUAUCAGCCUUCGCUGGAUGGACGGUCCAUGCCCCAGGUCCAGGCCAGCCUCAGCUCUGGGGCCCUCUGUCAGCACGGCGGCCGAGGAGGGGUUAUGGAGUCGGGCCUGUUGAAGGAUGAGUUACCCCAGCGCCCCUCCUCUGCCUACCGCGCCAGCAGCGGGGGCCCGGGGGGCAUCCGUUACAGCCAGACACCUCAGAUAAGCCGCAGCCAGUCCGCCGCCUACUACCCAGUCUCUGAACAUGUACUGGAGCGCGCCAAUGCCAUGCCCCCCUGCCAGCUGGGCUCUCCCGAGAUCCCCCACAUGGUGAGACGCCCCGUCAGUGCCAAUACUACUGAGAUGAAGCAGCACGUGCCCACCCCCAGGCCUCUCAUCCAUUCUCAGAGCGUAGGCCUUCGAUUCUCCCCGUCAAGCAACAACAUCUCAACUGGAUCCACCUCGAAUUUAGCGCCGGGUUUCAGGCCUUCGUCUUCCAUUCAGCAGAUGGAGAUCCCCCUGCAAGCCACAUACGAGCGCCCCUGUGAUGACAUGUCCCCCAUCUCUCCUUCGCAGGGCGGCGGGGGGCUGUAUCAAGGCGAGACCACCCGCUCUCGGAACACACCCUUCAUGGGCAUCAUAGACAAGACGGCGCGGACUCAGCAGUACCUGCAUCAGCCCUCGCGGUCCAGGGCCAUGACGUCCAUGGACUCCGCCAUCAGCCCCACCUCGCCUGGCCAGCUAGUCCAGCAAGGCUCCACCUACAGCCCCCCCGCCUCGCUGGGCAACAUCGCCUAUUACAACAAGACAAACAACGCCCAAAACGGGCACCUGUUGGAGGAGGACUACUACUCCCAGACCCAGCCCCCCUCACUGGGCAAGAUGGCCAACGGCUCCCGCGGCAGUGGGGACAUCCUGGAGCGGGUCAGCCAGGUGCCCACGUACCCGGACGUGAAGGUGGCGAGGACUCUUCCCGUGGCACAGGCCUACCAGGACAACAUGUACCGCCAGCUCUCGCGUGACUCCCGGACCCAAGGCCCCACCUCCCCCAUCAAACCAAAGAGACCAUUUGUGGAGUCAAACGUGUGAUGGCCUGCCUGUGAUUGGUUGGUUGGACUGGGCUUGUGAGUGGGAGUGAGAGGAGAUAAAAUAUUUAGCUCAACAGCAGAAGCUGCUGCCCCUCGUGUAUGUGACAUGGACGAACUCACCUUAAGGAACUCAUGAGAGACAACACACCCACACACAGACACACACAUACAUACACACACACGUAGGGUAUUAGACUUUAUCUUAUAUGAAAAACAUAACUAACAGUGAGAAGUUUCAUUAUCAUAUUCUGCACACCGGUAGGAAAACAGGAGGGUCCAAAGUUCUGAUCUCAUUCUGAAUCAAAGACCAGUGCACUUCCAAAACGUUGUGUGGCACAAAGUUCCCACAACAGGUGGGACCGUCGGAGAGAAAGUACUAAUCAUCAAAUUGGACUCUACUCGUGGACUCUGUAUCCAUCUUCUGUUCUUUCAAAGUGUGCUCUUAACCAAGGUUGCUAGUAGGCUCUAUUCUAUGUAAUACAAUAUUAUAUGUUCAAUACUGUACAUUGCUCAGAAAAUACAAAUGGCUCAACAACUCAGUACUUAGAGAAAAAUGACAAUAUUUAUAAUUAAGUUAUAUAUUGUACAUAGAAAUAAAACCAGACAUAGUUUGCGUUUGAAUUGUAUUCUGUUAACCCUGCCUUUGUGUCCCACUGCUAGUCAUAUGGAUGUAAGAAAACCGAUCCAGAGUUCGGAACGAGGGACAAAGACCAGCGUCGAGUGAUAGAAUUGCCUCUUGGUGUCAAAAUAAACAAGAUUUUGUUGUGAUUUAAUGCAAGAAAACACUUUUUAUGCUGCAGUAGGUCCUCAAUGAUCUGAAUUUUAUUCUGUUUUGAUUAAUCUGCGGGGGGGUUUUCAUAGAAAGUUUUUUCUUUUUGUUAAAUGUCAGAAAAUAGUCAAACAUACACGAGUAUAAUCUCCAAAUGAGAUGUCUUUGGAUGUCUUGUUUUGUCCAAAACCCAAAAAUAUUCAGCGACUUAAAAAAGCAGCAAAUCCUCACUUAGGAGAGGCUACAACCAGAGAACGUUGUAGUGAUGAAUUAAUCAUCAAAAUACUAUAUCCUAUUGAUUACAUUUCAGUUGAUUAAUGGAUGAAGAUCUGAAACAUGAGCUUUAAGCUGGUAUUCAAAUGUUUGUCUCUGAAUGAAAAUCGCACGCCUGUUUUUGUUGAUUCAAUCAUUUUUUUAAACCAUUUAACCUCCAGAUAUGUAAAUUAUGAUUUUUCUGUAUUUCUUGUCAGUAUCUUCACUGUAUCACAGACCUCAUGAUUAUGCCUUAGUGUGACGUUUAACCAACUGUCAAGGCUGCAGUUUGACAUACUGAACCAGUUUUCUGUCAGAAGGCAAAUUUGAAUACUCGCUUAAACUUCUGCUUCUAUAAAAACAGGAUCAGUAGUUUUGUAAAAUGUUCGUACGAUUGUUGCAUCAGACAAAAACAAUAUAUUCAGUUUGAAUCUUCGGCUACAGCAGGUUUAAGUCAUCUCUGACUGGCCGAUGCUGCUCAAAGGUGAUUUUAUCAAAGUUUGCCUUUGUCCCUCCUCCGUACGUAACGUAAAGCUGUAUGUUCCUAAGAGAGGGUAGAGCGUGCGGUACAUAUGCUAGUGACGGGUUAACAUGGAUAGUGCUCAGCGAUUAAAAGCAAGCAAAUGCAUACACGACCACUGUUACAGACGUUCUCCUUCCUCCUUUCUCCUGCAUUACUUUUGUGUCGAUUCUUUUUACCCACGAUGCAUUUUUACUCCGCCACUUCUGCACUAAAAAUGCCUGUUAAGUUCUUAACUAAAGGGUGCACUUUAUGUAUUUUACUUACCUUGUUGUUACGAUUGUUGACUUUGGAGAAAGUGUGGGCGUGCGAUCGGUCAGACCUCUGGCCGCUGAUACCAGACUAUCAUAGACACUAUUACUAUAUGAUUUACAAAGCAGUGAUGAAUGACAAUAUGAAGAGCAAACAAAUGUUUUUAAAACUGGUGAAGAUGUAUAGACUUUCUAGCACAAGCUGUAUAUAUAUACCGACUCAGAUAUUCAACGGGUUCGUGAGUUGAGCAAGUGUGUUUCAAGAGGCCAUAUUUAAGAACUCCACGUCAUCAACAAAAUAAAAAAAUAUAUCCAUUGCAGUCCUGUAACUCUAAAUUCACCAGUCUAAUCCGCUGGUCUUGCACACGUCUUGGAAAGAAAAAAAAAAGUUGAAUCUACUGCGAAAAAAUAAGAAAUAAAGAAUGACUGAAGUUCCAGUAACAAGAAGCUCCGUAAUUUGGAGUUUGGGUGAUAAGAGAAAGUGUGAUAAUGAGAAUAUUCAAGUUAUUUGUAUAUGUGAGAGGGAAAAAAAAAAGUUAUAGACCAUUUGUCUGUAACAUUUUAUUUUGGUUCCUCUGCUAAAGAAUAUCUAAAGAGAAGACGUUCAUUCUCAGUUUCACCCGCUCCCAGAGAGAUGCCCUACUUAUCUUUACAGAAAUGAAGGUAUAAACUGUACGAUACUUAAUUUAAACAGAACUUCUAAAUCGAGGAUAUUUGAGGGUGUAUGGUUUCAAAGCUGUCUGUGUAUAUUAGUUUGCUGUAAAUAGUCUGAUGCAUGUUCUAUUCUUUCCACGAGCUCAAGCGGAAACAUGUAUAGCAGUGUUCUGACUCUGGUGUGUGUGUGUGUGUGACGCGACGUUCGGAUCAAGAUGAGGAGACUGCUGAUCCCCGAACUGUCCUUUAUCAUUUUACCCUUCAAAAACUCACCAGACAAACGCGAAAAAGGUUUUUUCUUUUGGUUUUUAUUUUAAUGUAUUUUGCUUGCUGAGCAGAGUUCUCUUGUCUGUAAAUGUGAGCUUUCAGAUCGCUGUGAUAAAAAGUUUAAUUAAAAACAAUAAAAAAGAAUGUGUUUUUAUCUCAUGAUAACUGAUUGUAAU
Molecule: messenger RNA, 9563 nt
Organism: Acanthopagrus latus (yellowfin seabream)
Lineage: Eukaryota; Metazoa; Chordata; Actinopteri; Spariformes; Sparidae
Gene: tanc2b
Product: tetratricopeptide repeat, ankyrin repeat and coiled-coil containing 2b
Exons: 30
Coding region: 268-6675 (2135 amino acids)
Biological process (GO): regulation of dendritic spine morphogenesis
Cellular component (GO): dendritic spine
Molecular function (GO): protein binding
Source: RefSeq, a predicted model, not a curated record